AUGGUCGGCGUCCCAAGCAGUCGAGGCUGCAAUGCUUGUCGAAAAGCCAAGAAAAAGUGUGACUUGGCGCAACCCAAAUGUGGACGCUGUGCAAGAGUAGGCAAUAUCUGCGCGGGCGGCGGAACUAGGCGCUUCAAAUUUCAACAGUAUGAACCUAACUCACAAGUUACCGCAACUCCAUCAAAAGGUCUAGAUAACGAGACGACCAAGCUGGCGGCAGAGUUUGUGUCUCUUAUGGAGAUCGACGAUGUGCGGUACGGCCUAGGAAAAUACGGACCAUACUUCUUCAUAGAAUUGCCGAGUCGUUUAGGCUCACAUCCAGCGAUGGAUGCUACUACUUCUGCUCUGACUACAUCUUUCAAAAGUAUUCGUCUCCGAAAAACCUGUGAUCUAAAUGUCCUCUCCUUGUAUGGAAAGGCUCUGAGGACUUUGCAGGACUGCCUGAGUGACCCUGAGCAGCCGGUUGUGCUGAAGCUGGAACUAGUCUUGAUGACGAUGCUUUGUCAGGUAUGGAUCGACAACAAACACUCAAAUAAACAUCGAGGUGUCAUAGUCCACCUAUUGAAAGAGGCAGUCUUUCAGGGCCAAACUCUUCACCUCGGUGACAUUCGCGCCUGGUGUUUGCAAGCGAUAUAUGCGGCCCUGUGUGUCCCCCAAGUCGAACUUGGCUCGUGGUUUUGGGAUGUAGCCAUUCGGGAUGUUAUCACUACCAGGCCUUACCACUACGAGCAAAACCUAUACUGCUUCGAACUUGGCGCUAUAGCAGAUCUGCCAGUAUUUCUUCGCGAUCCAGAGAGAUACCUCUAUCAGUUGAAAUGCUACUUCAAUAUUCUCUCACAGGAGCGGCCAAUGAUGCGCGAACUGCACGAAAUGUCAAUGUCGAGAGCCUUGUCUCCAGACGCAACUAUGGACCACAAGGAAAAGGCUGUAGAGAACGCAGCGGGACAUGCUGCACUGCUUCUUCAAUCUGGGCUCAUCGCACCGACACUCAAACAGUUUGGGGUUCUUUCAAACCAUACUGAAGCUUCUCAUGAGAUUUGUGACGAAAGUAUACUAAUGGCCCAUCAUUGCCAGCCAUUUCGACCUUGCGGCGCGUCAUAUCUACCGGAACUUUUGAAGGUGGUCUGGGCUGCUCAAGACGAUGGGUAUCGGCAUGACGAGCUUGAGGCUUUAAUGGGCACAUAUGCCGAAGAUUUGCUAGGUGCAGAUUAUAUUGGAGAGGCAAAAGCGAUGAGAAAGCGAUUGGACAGCCUGGGGUGGAGUGACAAGCAGCAGCCUCUGUCUGAGAAGAAUGAGCGCCUAGAGACACCACCUUGCGUGAUACUUUGA
Fusarium sp. VM40 is the source of this 1329-nucleotide messenger RNA. The record is from the annotation of a GenBank genome assembly. Lineage: Eukaryota; Fungi; Ascomycota; Sordariomycetes; Hypocreales; Nectriaceae.